AUGACAAUGGCGUCUGUUAUCUCUUCUUUUGACAACAGAAAACCUUUCUCAGAAUUCUGGCUGUCUGAAUCAUCUCAGGUUCAAUCACAGCCCCAAUUUUAUCUAGCCAUUUUCAGAUUGUGGAGAGAGAGAAUUUUCUCUCUUACAUACUUUGAUAUCUCUUUUUCUCUUUCAUUAAUUUUUAUAUUCAUUUUUUGCUUCCUACUCUUUCUCUUUAUUUUCUUUCUAUCUUCACUCUCUUUCUCUUCAAAUGUUUCUAUCUUUUCUCAUUUUCUGUUUCUAUCUUUUCUCAUUUUCUGUUUCUAUCUUUUCUCAUUUUCUUUUCUCAUUUUCUGUUCUUUUCUCAUUUUCUUUUCUCAUUUUCUGUUCUAUCUUUUCUCAUUUUCUUUUCUAUCUUUUCUCAUUUUCUGUUUCUAUCUUUUCUCAUUUUCUGUUUCUAUCUUUUCUCAUUUUCUGUUUCUAUCUUUUCUCAUUUUCUGUUUCUAUCUUUUCUCAUUUUCUGUUUCUAUCUUUUCUCAUUUUCUGUUUCUAUCUUUUCUCAUUUUCUUUUCUAUCUUUUCAUUUUCUGUUUCUAUCUUUUCUCAUUUUCUGUUUCUAUCUUUUCUCAUUUUCUGUUUCUAUCUUUUCUCAUUUUCUGUUUCUAUCUUUUCUCAUUUUCUGUUUCUAUCUUUUCUCAUUUUCUAUCUAUUUAAAUGUUCACAAUCUCCUUUUCCCUUACAUUUCUGUAGUCUUCAUUUAUAA
Messenger RNA from Acanthosepion pharaonis, 741 nucleotides. NCBI's taxonomy places the organism in Eukaryota, Metazoa, Mollusca, Cephalopoda, Sepiida, Sepiidae. The record is from the annotation of a GenBank genome assembly.